Mesorhabditis spiculigera is the source of this 423-nucleotide messenger RNA. NCBI's taxonomy places the organism in Eukaryota, Metazoa, Nematoda, Chromadorea, Rhabditida, Rhabditidae. The record is from the annotation of a GenBank genome assembly.
AUGGCUUCCCAAUCCGCCUCCUCCUCCUCCUCGGACGGCUCAUCGAGCGCCACCUCAAUCUCGCAGCAAAAGGACCAGUUGUACUUCAUCGGCGAGCAGGAGUUCUGGGAGCCGAUCCAGGAUGAGUACAUCAAAAAGAUAGCCGAGACGCCCUCCGAGGACGUGUAUCCCUCCUUCAACCCUGGCCCCACCAAAGCGGAUGGGUCGAUGAACUUUGAGUGCCAUUGCGUCGGGCACCUCGUCGCCAGCCCGUGCGGAUUCGAGUUUCGCAACGUAAUCACGUGCCAGAAGAAGGCGUCCGAUGCCGAUAUGGAGGCCGGGGCUUGUGCGGACGAGAUGAUGGCCUUUAUGGAUUGUGCGAUGCGCACCGAGUGCUUCAAGGCGGCGAAAGGAGACGGGAAAGACGGCGCGGAGAGCAAGGAU